GGUCAUAAAGUGGAUCUAAACAGGCAUGGGAAGAGGCCCCUUCCUUCCGCUGAUUCAUCGGAGAAAAAAGAAGAAGAAGAAGAAGAAAACAAUAACAUAUUUCCUGUCUACUCAGCUAGAUCCCAACAGGACAUGUCCGCAAUGGUGUCAGCACUCACUCAAGUUAUUGGAAACACUGAUAAAAACCUUCUUCAUGAUAUGCCUGCAGGAAACUCAGUAGCCAUAGGCAUGGCCGGGCCGGGUGCAACGGUGCCUCCUGAUCAGUCUCAACCCAAUAUUCAAGAUCAAGGGAACCAAGGGAGAAGACACUAUAGAGGGGUGAGGCAAAGGCCAUGGGGCAAGUGGGCAGCCGAAAUACGAGACCCUAAAAAAGCAGCAAGAGUGUGGCUAGGUACUUUCGAAACAGCUGAGGCUGCUGCACUUGCAUAUGAUGAAGCAGCUCUUAGAUUCAAAGGAAACAAAGCUAAGCUCAACUUCCCUGAAAGAGUUCAAGGGAGAACCGAGUUGGGUUACAUAACAACUCAUCAAGACUCGCGGUUCAUGGCUCACUCGGUUGCUCCUCCUCCUCCUCAUCCAGUACUUCUGCCUCAAAAUAUAUAUCCUAAUAAUUUUGCUCAUUAUGCACAAGUUCUUGGUAGUGAGGAUCAUAAUUUGAACCACGCCAUACCAUCCGGUAUCUACCACAGAGGAACAUAUCUUUCACCGUCUAUGUCUUCAUCUUCAACAUCUUCCUCUGCAUCAACAUAUAAUUGGCAACAAGAAGGAGGAGAGGUUAGAAGACUUCCACCACAGUCUAGAAGUUCUUCUUCAAGUUGUGAUCCUCCAAAGAAUUGGGAAGAUUUUGAUCCUAAUGAUCACUCGAAAGGUGAAUUUCCUGAUAAUUCAUCGGAGAAAAAAGAAGAAGAAGAAGAAGAAGAAGAAGAACACAAUAACAUCUUUCCUGUCUACUCAGCUAGAUCCCAACAAGACAUGUCGGCCAUGGUUUCAGCACUCACUCGAGUUAUUGGAAACACUGACGUGCCUGCACCAGGAAGCUCACUAGCCAUAUGCAUACCCCAGCCGGUGCAACUGUGCAUCCUGAUCAGGAUCAACCCAAUAUUCAAGAUCAAGGAAGUGGUAUGUGGGAACCAAAGGAGAAGACACUAUAGGGGGGUGAGGCAAAGGCCAUGGGGCAAGUGGGCUGCCGAAAUACGAGACCCUAAAAAAGCAGCAAGAGUUUGGCUAGGCACUUUCGAAACAGCUGAGGCUGCAGCACUUGCAUAUGAUGAAGCAGCUCUUAGAUUCAAAGGAAACAAAGCUAAGCUCAACUUCCCUGAAAGAGUUCAAGGGAGAACUGAGUUGGGAUACCUAACAACUCGUCAAGACUCGCGUGUCAUGGCUCAACAAGUACUGUCUGCUGACUCGGUUCCUCCUCAUCCAGUCCUUCCGCAUCAAAAUAAAUAUCCUAAUUUUCCUCAUCAUGCAAAAGUUAGUGGGGAUCAUAAUUUGAAUCAUGCCACAUCAUCCGAUAUCUACCAUAGAGGAUCAUAUCUUUCGCAGCCUAUGUCUUCAUCUUCAUCUUCAACAUCUUCAUCCUCAACAUACAAUUGGCAAAAACAAGGAGGAGAGAUUAGAAGACUUCCAUCAGAAUCUAGAAGUUCUUCAAGUUGUGAUCCUACCAAGAACUGGGAAGAUUUUGAACCCAAGAUCACUCCAAAGGGUAGUUGA
Messenger RNA from Cornus florida, 1707 nucleotides. RefSeq lists its product as uncharacterized. NCBI's taxonomy places the organism in Eukaryota, Viridiplantae, Streptophyta, Magnoliopsida, Cornales, Cornaceae. The record is from RefSeq and is a predicted model, not a curated record. The transcript has 5 exons. The annotation marks the transcript as partial. Gene Ontology annotation, molecular function: DNA binding; DNA-binding transcription factor activity. Gene Ontology annotation, biological process: regulation of DNA-templated transcription; ethylene-activated signaling pathway.